UGUUUCUCUCUCUCUCUCUCUCUCUCGUGUCCCCUUGACUCAUAUCUCUCUCUCUCUCUCAGUCUCCAAUCCCUGCUACACCGCCUCAGUAGAAGGAGCCAGUGUGUGUGGGUGUGACUGCAGCAAGUGCAUCGACGACCGAGCCAGAUGGAAGGGGCGGCUGGGCUGCCGGUGUUGCUGCUGCUGCUGGCCAGGCUACUGGUGCCUACUGCGGGCGAGGCUCCCGCAGCGCCGCCGGGGACAGGGAUCCUCAACUGGGAUCGGAAAGAGUUGGCGCCUAAAGAAUGCUUCACCAUCCUGACCCACCAUAACCGUCUCAGGAGCAAAGUGCAGCCUCCUGCCGCUAACAUGCAGAAGCUGGAAUGGAGUGAGAAUCUUGCCCGACUGGCACAGCUGCGGGCAGCCAGUUGCCACAGGAAUCACCAGGAACCGUGGGCUCAGAGAGAAGAGGAGGAGGAGAUCGGCUGGAAUUACCAUUCCUCACCAGCUGGGAUGUUGUCUGUCUCUGAAAUCGUUGACCUGUGGUUUCGAGAGGCUCAGAAUUAUCACUACCACACGGGACAGUGCAAAUACAAUACCUCCUGCCAGCAUUACACUCAGCUUGUCUGGGCGACCACCAGCAAAGUGGGAUGUGGGAAGCACACGUGUUUUCAGGAUGGAGAAUGGAUGGACAUCGUUAUCUGUGCCUAUUCACCAGGUGGCAACUGGGAAAUCAAUGGAAGGACCAUCAUCCCUUAUAAGGAAGGGGCUUCAUGCUCCCUCUGCACCUCUCGCAUGUCAGGUUGCUUUAAAUCCUGGGAUCACCGUGGUGGACUGUGCGAGGUUCCCAGGAACCCGUGUCGGAUGAGCUGCAGUAAUAGAGGCCAGCUGAAUGUGAGCUCGUGUCGAUGUGAGUGUUUGCCAGGAUUCACUGGGAGGUACUGCCAAGUCAGGUGCAGUGUGCAGUGCAUUCACGGGAAGUAUAGAGAAGAAGAAUGCUCCUGCAUGUGCAAUGUCGGAUAUGGAGGAGCCCUGUGUGGGGAAAAGAUGGAGUUUCCAUUUCAUACCUGUGAUAUCCAGAUUGAUGGGGAUUGCUUUAUGGUCUCUCCUGAAGCCGACACAUACUACGGAGCCAAGAACAAAUGUCAGGAGCGAGGUGGGAUUUUAGCACAAAUUAAAAACCAGAAGGUGCAAGAUAUUUUGGCUUUUUACCUUAGCCAGUUAGAGACUACAAAUGAGGUGACUGACCCAGACUUUGAAACUCGCAACUUCUGGAUCGGCUUAACAUACAAAAUGUCGAGAGAUUCAUUCCGUUGGGACUCUGGGGAACUUCCCACUUUUUACAGUUUUGCUUUUGGACAGCCAGAUAAUCAGGGUUUUGGAAACUGUGUCGAGUUGCAAGUUUCAAGUGCUUUCAACUGGAAUGAUCAGCGUUGUAAGACGCGCAACAGAUACAUCUGCCAGUUCAGUGAGAAGCACGUUGCACAGUGGGCAUGAAUGGGGAUGUCAAUUAUGUUUCCACGGACAGAUGUGAAACAAGCGUCGAUUUGUAAAUGAACUGAACUAGCCACCGCAAUAGAUUAGGAUCGGGGAUCGUAGGCACUGAGUCCGAGCAAAGGCCAGGGUCAGUUUUGUGGCCAACCAGUACAGUUCUGGCCAUCCUGACAGUAGGAAAGUAGUGUGCCUUUGAAAUGAAAGUCCUUUGUUAUAACACAGAGACCCUGCAUUCAAACAACAAGGCAAAGAAAAAUUGUUCUCAAGGUCCUGGACUUCUGGACAUUAAGGGAAUUGGUUCAAAGGGUUUGGAGUCUUCUCCCUGGUGCUUCCACGACAAAGAAAUGUCAAAGGUCAUAGUACUGCUCACUCUGAGGAAUCCCUCACCACUCAAUGUUGGGUUGGGUGGUGGGGAGUUAGUGUUUUAUGAUUCCCUGCACGACAAGCCGCUGAACUGCUCAGACCCAUUCCCCCAGAGGGUGCAGCAAUGAAAACGGUUAAAUGUGCCAUGUUGGCAGGCAGAUAAGUUAUAAUUAUGUACCUUUCAGAUGACCUGCCUGCCUCCUCACUGCAUUGCUUUGUUCAAGGUGUGUGAAUGCAUUUGUGUGUACAUGUGUGGUAUGUGCAAUUGUGUGUUUGUGUGUGUGUACCUGUAUGUGCAUGUGAGUCAUUGUACAUGUGUCUGUGUGUGUAUAAGUGACUGUAUGUGUACGUGUGUGUGUGUGCUUUCACCUUCUGGCUGCAUUGUGAGUACAAUUACAGUUCUCAAUACUCUCACUUGGUGCUAAUAUAAAAAGGGUAGUGUUACCACUAAUUCAGAAGUCUGUAGCAACCUGCUGUUGAAUAAGCUGAACAAGACUCUAUGUAGUGUAACCAGCUGUAGUAAAACUGCCUGGUUAAAGAUCAAAUAAACAUGCUCAAAUGUUACCAACUAAUUAGCUCAACAUUAAAAGUAGGAUGAGUGACAUUCACAUCUGGAAGUCUCUGCCAAAAUGGAUGUCCUCUUUUUCCUGGGCCUCCCAGUGUGACAAACAGGAAGGUUUCACUAGGACCAACAUUAUCUGAGGUCAAUCCCAGCCAACUGGCCUUCUCAUCCAGGCUCCUUCUCCUCUCUCUCUCUCUCCAGAAUGGUACAUAAUUCCCUCUUAAAUCCACUUACAACCUCUAAAUAAUGAUGGAAAUGCUGAAAUUCCACUUCUGAUUACCUCAUCUUCCUUCGCCACAUUGAACCUUCUUUCGUUAACUCUUCUUCCCAAAUCUCUUUACGAUACAGACUACUAGCAAGUCCAAUUCCAGACCCACCAACACUGCACUCAUUAAUCUGUAUUGGCCCCUGAUGUCUCCUUCUAGCUGGGGAAUGUCAUAGAAUGAUGAUAGCAUGGAUGGCCAUUCAGCCCAUUUUGUCUGUGCCAACUCUAUGCAAGAUCAACUUGGCCCAUCCCAUUCCUUUGACCUUUCCACGUAGCCCUGUCACUUAAACUUCUUUCACGUGUUUAUUCAAGUCCAUUUCGAUACCACACCUCUACCACACUCUCAUGCAGAACAUUCCAAUGCACGAAAAAGUUUUUCUCAUGAAACCACUGGGCUCAUUUGCUGUUCAUCUUAUACCCUUUGGUUCUCAAACAUUCUGCCAACGAGAACAAUUUCUCCCCAUCU
Molecule: messenger RNA, 3129 nt
Organism: Hemiscyllium ocellatum (epaulette shark)
Lineage: Eukaryota; Metazoa; Chordata; Chondrichthyes; Orectolobiformes; Hemiscylliidae
Product: C-type lectin domain family 18 member A-like
Exons: 12
Coding region: 148-1476 (442 amino acids)
Source: RefSeq, a predicted model, not a curated record